This is a messenger RNA of Exophiala bonariae, 2337 nucleotides long. RefSeq lists its product as uncharacterized. The record is from RefSeq and is a predicted model, not a curated record. Gene Ontology annotation, molecular function: DNA binding; zinc ion binding. NCBI's taxonomy places the organism in Eukaryota, Fungi, Ascomycota, Eurotiomycetes, Chaetothyriales, Herpotrichiellaceae. The transcript has 4 exons. Gene Ontology annotation, biological process: DNA-templated transcription. Bases 1 to 2337 code for a protein of 778 amino acids.
AUGGAACCAAGCGACCGCAGUCGGAAAAAAAUCUUCCGCGGUGGAAGUGUGCACAAUGAGGAUGUGGCGCUUCAAGUUUCUCAACCCACUCAGCCAGAUCACUUUGCCCCAAAUCUUGGGGUGGCAAGUAUCAAAAACUCGCCCGGCGACAACUCGGGUGAUAAAGAGAGCCCCAUAGGAGGUCGAACGUCACAAGUCGUGCAGAGGAAAGCCUCCAUGAGCCGGCAGUCGGCAUCCUCAAUUGCAAGUCGUCUUCAGGCGUUUGAUGAGCGUACUUCGGCCGUCGGGCUGACUCACCAGAUAAUCGACGAUUUUAGUCCCGAGACGGUACUUGAAAGUUCCACAUCAGCGCUGCCCGGUGGUCGCGUCGAAGUCAGACAUUCAAGAGGCAGGCAGCAAGAACACUUGCCCCUGGAUCAGCUCCUGGGCAUCACAUUGCCGCCAAAAGUGGUGACUGACUAUCUGCUCGACAAAUAUAUCGACGCUGUACACUGGUUCAUGACCAUUUUUCAUGAACCGAGUCUCCGGUCGACCUACGACAGGCUAAUGACUUCUCGAAGUUGUCCCCGCUCAGGACUAAAUCGGGCUCGGGUGAUCCUGCUUCUCAUCUGCCUCGGAGCACAUUAUGCAGCGGAGGAUGAAAUCCGUCAAAAGUUUCCCUCUUUCGACUUGCUUUCGUUUCGGAAAGAAGCUUUGCAGAAUGUCGAGAGCAACUUGAACGACAUGUAUGAUGCCGCUGGGAUCGAAUCGAUUCAGGUCUGUGUCCUGCUGGGAAGCUUUCACAGCUAUCACGGAAAGCCAAACCUUGCAUUUGUGAUGCUCGGCUCUGGACUUAAGUGUGCACAAUUGAUGAACUUACACAAUGAGUCUUCCUGGCGUGGGCUUUCAGACGUGGCUAAAGAAGAGCGGAGAAGAACCUUUUGGGCAUUAUUUGUUUUCGAUCGCUUUGCGGCAACAAUCUUCGGAAAGCCUUGUGGAAUCCCUCUUGAAGACAUCGAGGUAAAAAUACCUGAGGUCAUAGGCGACAAAACCUUUCAGCACCCUCGUUUCAAAUCUAUGGCAACAAUGCCGAACGGUGACGUCGAAUCUGUGACAACAUUCUCUUAUUUGAAAUAUAAGAUUAAGUUCUACCAAAUAUCCUCGUCCAUUAUCGGCGAUUUGUACUUCCAUCGAAACACAAACGUCAUUGGACUGGCCGCUAAAGUGUCUCGAAUUCAUGAAGAGCUCGUCAACUUUCACAACAGCUUACCGCCUGAAUUAAAACUGGAAGAGCUUUGUCCAACACCAGACAUACCAGUGACUCCUGAGACACGACCAUUCGUAUUGCAAGCUCUUGCAUUGCAGGUCGCAUAUGAUAACGUUCAGAUCUUACUACAUCGCCCACUUCUAUCCCAAGAUCUGCAGGACUUCAAAGAAAACAAAAUCACCAGGUCCGAUGGCCAGUUGAAUCUGCGGGCAGGAAGGCGGUCAUCCUCGCCGUACUCGAGAAAUGUUCACCAAGUCCUUCUUUCAAGUCGAGAUCAUUGCUGGGAGUCUGCGAUACGAUCAUCAAAUCUGGGGAGAUACCAGCAAUGUCUUCGGUCUGCUCGAGAGAGUCAUGCAGCUGCAUUCCUGGGAAUUAACUUAUUUACAGCAGGGAUGGUAUUAUGCGUCAUCGCAUUAUCGCGUCCACUUUCAUCGCAAGCACAGGUUGCUAAACAGGCGGUAGCGCGCAUAAUGGUGCUUUCUCGCUUCUUAGCCGGUCGAGUCCUUCUAUCUGCGCAAACGAACAAAGUUCUGAAGGAUCUUGUACGUCUGGUUGGAGACAAGGAGGUUGACGUGAUAUUGUCAGGAUCCGAGGUCUUCGAAAACGUUGCUGCGGCUGCCACCACCACAAACACCGUGAAAGCACAGGAUUCGCGACCGAUUGAUCCCAUACCCAAACCCGCCGACCCUCCGCCUGCUCAGAUACACCCUCUGAUCGAUAUGCAGCCUCAAUUUCCUGAUACUCAACAGCCAGGAAUAACUGAUCCGGUGAUUGAUCCUACAAAUCCAGCCAACUUCGACUUGUCUGGACUCGAAGAUCUGGACUUUAAUAAUGGACUGUAUACAUUACAGCAAGGAAUACUGACCUACGCAGCAAUGUUCCCGGCAUCGAUUGUCGGAACACCGGACAUUGUUCAAACACAACCCGAGAUUGGGAUGGAUGAGUCUUGGAAUCCCGAACAGUACAAUCCUGAAAGUGCAUUUGUCGAAUCAGUCAGUGGCAGUGAAAAUGGUCUUGUCGGGACUGAUUUUGACAUGAUGAACACUGUUGGACAGACAUGGUUGUGGGAUUCUGUGGCUUGGAAUACUUGA